ACUUGCAGGCCUGCCAGCCCCCUGCCAUGUCUGACCCCAUCACAUUGAAUGUGGGGGGGAAGCUCUACACCACCUCUCUGGCGACCCUCACCAGCUUCCCUGACUCAAUGUUGGGCGCCAUGUUCAGUGGGAAGAUGCCCACCAAGAGGGACAGCCAAGGCAAUUGCUUCAUCGACCGGGAUGGCAAAGUGUUCCGCCACAUCCUCAACUUCCUGCGCACCUCCCACCUGGACCUGCCCGAGGACUUCCAGGAGAUGGGCCUGCUGCGCCGGGAGGCUGACUUCUACCAGGUGCAGCCCCUGAUCGCAGCUCUGCAGGAGAAGGAGGUGGAAUUGUCCAAGGCCGAGAAGAACGCCAUGCUCAACAUCAUGCUCAACCAGCGUGUGCAGACGGUCCACUUCACAGUGCGAGAGGCACCCCAGAUCUACAGCCUCUCCUCUUCCAGCAUGGAGGUCUUCAAUGCCAACAUCUUCAGCACCUCCUGCCUCUUCCUCAAGCUCCUUGGCUCCAAGCUCUUCUACUGCUGCAAUGGCAACCUCUCCUCCAUCGCCAGCCACUUGCAUGACCCCAACCACCUAACUCUGGACUGGGUGGCCAAUGUGGAGGGGCUCCCCGAGGAGGAGUACACCAAGCAGAACCUCAAGAGGCUCUGGGUGGUGCCAGCCAACAAGCAGAUCAACAGCUUCCAGGUGUUCAUGGAGGAGGUGCUGAAGAUCGCGCUGAGCGAUGGCUUCUGCAUCGAUUCUUCCUACCCCCAUGCUCUGGACUUCAUGAAUAAUAAGAUCAUCCGCUUGAUACGGUACAGGUAGAAGGGCGCCGGGCCUGGUAAGGGGCUCCGUGUCCCUGAUAUGCUGCAGAGGGUCUUGCUGACAGGCCAGACAGGGCAUACUGCUGCUCAACGGUAGUCAUGGAACAAGACUUGGUUCCCCUCAUAUUGAGCCUCCUUAAGGUUGGGAUUGUCCUUUGGCUGGCAUCUCCUUUGCUCUUACUCCCUGGAGCU
This is a messenger RNA of Suncus etruscus (white-toothed pygmy shrew), 1000 nucleotides long. RefSeq names its product potassium channel tetramerization domain containing 21 (gene KCTD21). Gene Ontology annotation, biological process: ubiquitin-dependent protein catabolic process; protein homooligomerization. Bases 27 to 809 code for a protein of 260 amino acids. The transcript has a single exon. Gene Ontology annotation, molecular function: cullin family protein binding; histone deacetylase binding. The record is from RefSeq and is a predicted model, not a curated record. NCBI's taxonomy places the organism in Eukaryota, Metazoa, Chordata, Mammalia, Eulipotyphla, Soricidae.